Molecule: messenger RNA, 1323 nt
Organism: Eucalyptus grandis
Lineage: Eukaryota; Viridiplantae; Streptophyta; Magnoliopsida; Myrtales; Myrtaceae
Product: disease resistance protein RUN1-like
Exons: 3
Coding region: 1-1323 (440 amino acids)
Biological process (GO): defense response; signal transduction
Molecular function (GO): ADP binding
Source: RefSeq, a predicted model, not a curated record
AUGAAAAGAAGAGAACCCACUGAUCCAGAAGAUCCAAUGUAUGGGGCGUCUUCCUCAUCGACCUCUCCACAUGUAGGUGAUCAUGAAUGCAUAACCAAAAAGCCAAAGAGAAAUGACUACGAAGUAUUCUUGAGCUUUAGAGGGGAAGACACUCACAAAGGCUUCACCGAUCAUCUCUAUAUUGGCCUUGUCAAUGCAGGAAUUCAUGUGUUCAGAGAUGACAAUGAGCUCUAUGUUGGUGAGGAGAUUGGUCCCGAGCUUCUCUGCAGUAUUACGCAGUCUAAGAUCUCCAUCCCGAUUAUCUCAAAGAAUUACGCUUCCAGCAAAUGGUGCCUUCGGAGUUUUGGAGAUGCUAUCAAUGCCCAUAAAGAUGAUUUGGAUGAAAUGGUUGUGAAUGAAUGGGAGAAAGCGCUUGAAGAAGUCAGUUCCUUGAAAGGAUGGGAAUCGGACAAAGUUUAUGAUGGUCGUGAAGGAGAAUUGGUUAAAACUGUUGUCAGAUAUGUUAUGAGUGAGUUAAAAAGACAUUUUGAGCUAAUUACUCCCAAACAAUUGAUGGGAAUUGAUGAUCGCGUGCAACAGGUAAUGAGCUUAAUAGAUGCUAAAUUCUAUGAUACAGGGAUUAUCGGAAUUUAUGGAUUCGGCAGCAUCGGUAAGACAACUCUUGCAAAGGUGUUAUACAACAAACUCUCCAGUCAUUUUGAGUAUCUUAGCUUUGUGGCGGAUAUUCGAGAAACAUCUCGGCACAAGGGUAUUGAAUGCCUACAAAAGCAGCUCAUUAACGAUGUACUAAGAAAUCCACACGAUGUGUCUAAUGUUGAUGGGGGAAUUGGUUUCAUCAAAUCUCGAUUUACAAGUAAGAAAAUCCUUAUUCUUCUUGAUGAUAUUGAUGACAAGAAUCAGUUGAAUGCUUUGGCCGGAGAGGGUAGUUGGUUUAAAGCAGGAAGUAUAGUCAUUGUUACAACUAGAAACAAGAGCAUUCUCGAUGAGACUGUUGUACGCCAUGUGUACCAACUCAACGAGUUGCCUGUAAAUCAAUCAUUGAUUUUAUUUAGUAGAUAUGCAUUUCGGAAGGAUUCUCCCCAAAUUGAUUAUUGGAAUCUCUCUCGUGAUGUCGUAUCUACUACCGGGGGGCAUCCAUUAGCUCUUGAAGUUAUUGGUUCAUUCUUACGUGGAAAGCCAAAAAAAGUAUGGAAGGAUACGUUGAAGAAAUUAAAGAAAGUGCCUGAUAGGAAAGUCCAAAAGACUUUGAGGAUAAGUUACAAAGCUUUAGAUGAUGAGGUGCAACAGAUAUUUUUGGACAUUGCAUGUUUUUUUAUUGUGUAG